GUGAUUUAAAUGUUCUUUAUUUGGUCAUAAGCUUUCAAAUGUUCCGUAAUGAACAGAUACAAUUUUUAUAAUGAAGAAAAAUACUAAGAUAUGUUAAAGUUCCAUUCCUGAAUUUCAACUGGGCCCUGGAGGCAGCCCGGCUCUUACUUGCCACCACUGUCACGGCUGCAUCAGCUCAACGGGCACUCGAUCUCCUCACUAGAGGAGAACCCUGCCAACGACCGGGACGCGCUGCCCUCGCUGGACCCCCUCGUCUCUCCCCGCACUUCCCUUUCUCCUCUUUUGAAAUAUUUUACUUUUCUGGACUGUCCACGGUUUUCACAACACAUUGCUUUUCUCACCAGAACAACCCUGCAGAGACCCCGUGACCCUGACUCGCGGCGCCAGCGCGCCCCCGCACGGCCGGCCGGGGCCCUGCUCCGCGAGCUCGGGCCGCGCCCUCGCCGGCGCUCCGCCCGCUUCCGUCUUCCGGCCACUGCGGACUCUGCCCUGUGCCCCCGGUCCCUAGCGGGUUAUGGCUCCGCUACGCUUCUCCGCUAACGUGUCCUGGUUGUUCCCGGAGCUCUCCGGCCUCCCCGCGCGGUUGCGGGCGGCGGGCAGCGCGGGCUUCGAGGCCGCCGAGGUCGCCUGGCCUUACGCGGACCCGCCGGAGGCGCUGGCGUGCACGGCGCGAGAAGCGGGGCUGCAGGUGGUGCUCAUCAACACGCCUCCGGGAGAUCGAGAGAAGGGGGAAAUGGGACUGGGGGCCGUUCCCGGGAGGCAGGCGGCCUUCCGAGAGGGGCUGGAGCAGGCGGUGCUGUACGCCAAGGCUCUAGGCUGUCCCAGGAUUCACCUGAUGGCUGGCCGCGUACCACAGGGUGCCGAACGCGCAGCAGUCAGGGCUGAGAUGGAGACAGUUUUUCUGGAGAACCUGAGGCAUGCCGCUGGGGUUUUGGCUCAGGAGAACCUCGUGGGACUGCUGGAGCCCAUUAACACCCGCCUCACUGACCCCUGGUACUUCCUGGACUCGCCCCACCAGGCGGCAGCGAUCUUACAGAAGGUUGGAAGACCCAACCUCCAGUUACAAAUGGACAUAUUCCACUGGCAGAUCAUGGAUGGGAACCUGACGGGGAACAUCCGGGAGUUCCUGCCCAUUGUUGGGCAUGUGCAGGUGGCACAGGUCCCAGGCCGGGGGGACCCUGGCAGCCCUGGAGAGCUGAACUUCCCCUAUUUAUUCCAACUGCUGGAAGAUGAAGGCUACAAAGGCUUUGUAGGUUGCGAGUACCAGCCUCAAGGAGACACAGUGGAGGGCUUGAGUUGGCUACGCUCCUACUGGGACAGGCGGGGCCGCCCGCAGGCCGGCCAGUGAGGCCCUGCCGCCCGCCCACAUGUCUCUGGGACAGUGAGCUGAGCAUCCUGUGAAUUAAAGACAACCUGUUGAACGUG
Molecule: messenger RNA, 1425 nt
Organism: Phyllostomus hastatus (greater spear-nosed bat)
Lineage: Eukaryota; Metazoa; Chordata; Mammalia; Chiroptera; Phyllostomidae
Gene: HYI
Product: hydroxypyruvate isomerase (putative)
Exons: 8
Coding region: 515-1348 (277 amino acids)
Biological process (GO): glyoxylate metabolic process
Molecular function (GO): hydroxypyruvate isomerase activity
Source: RefSeq, a predicted model, not a curated record